Molecule: messenger RNA, 1579 nt
Organism: Ananas comosus (pineapple)
Lineage: Eukaryota; Viridiplantae; Streptophyta; Magnoliopsida; Poales; Bromeliaceae
Product: protein LAZ1 homolog 2
Exons: 9
Coding region: 171-1469 (432 amino acids)
Biological process (GO): transport
Molecular function (GO): transporter activity
Source: RefSeq, a predicted model, not a curated record
CAUGCUCCAAGAAGCCACGUGUACGGUGAUCUCACGCCUCGCAUAGGAAUUAAUAUAGGGACGUCUCUCCCUUUGGUUUCACAGUUCUUCGUUGAAAUUGGGCUGUAAAAUGUGAAAGAAACGUGAAGGGAUUUCGAUAGCAACGUCUCUUAGAGUGUGAUUUUUGUCGAAUGGCAUUCAAUCGGAUAUCGAGUUUUCAAGGAAUUUACAAGAAUCUGCACUCGCCGGCAGUGAUUAUCGGCGCAGUUUUCGCCCUAAUUGCUAUUUUCUUAUCUGUUUUGCUGAUACUGCAACAUCUGAGGCAUUACAGUAAUCCUGCGGAACAAAAAUGGAUCAUUGGAGUGCUGUUCAUGGUUCCUGUUUAUGCUGCCGAGUCUGUAAUUUCACUGUGGCAAUCAAGAUUCUCUAUCAUCUGUGAAAUCUUAAGAAAUUGUUACGAAGCGUUUGCAUUGUAUUGCUUUGGACGCUACUUGGUUGCCUGUGUUGGUGGUGAAAGAAGAGUUGUAGAACUGCUAGAAGCUGCAGCAGAGAAACAGCUGAAUGAACAACUGCUCGAAGAGGGAGGAACAAGACAGAAACAUCCACGGAGGCGAUUUCGUGAUUUCUUUUGCCAUCCGACCUUGCUAGGAAAAGACUUGUAUACAAUUAUAAAAUUCGGCAUUGUACAAUAUAUGAUUCUCAAGACAGUAUGCGCCUUCUUAGCAUUGUUGUUGGAACUUGUCGGAGUUUAUGGAGACGGGGAGUUCAAGUGGUACUAUGGGUACCCUUAUAUUGCUGUGGUGAUAAAUUUUAGCCAGAUGUGGGCUUUGUUCUGCCUAGUGCAAUUCUACGAUGUGACUCACGAGCGCCUGCAACCGAUCAGACCAUUGGAGAAAUUCAUAAGCUUCAAGGCCAUUGUGUUUGCUACUUGGUGGCAAGGUGUCGGCAUUGCGAUCAUUUGCUACUUUGGCGUCCUACCUAAGGAGGGAAAGAUCCAAAAUGGGAUUCAGGAUUUCCUUAUUUGCAUCGAAAUGGCUGUUGCAGCUGUAGCCCAUGUCCAUGUUUUCUCGGCAGGACCAUAUCGCUAUCUCCCGAUCUCAGAGUAUGGGAAGGUAACUUCCCAGGAAAUUAAAACUGACGUGACGGUUAAAGCUGAAGACGACAAGGAAAACCAGGCUAUUGUUGAGCAGAAAAAGACUCGCAUGGAAGCGCCCGGGACGAGUAUCACUGAGAGCGUCCACGAUGUUUUUAUUGGCGGUGGUGGACAUGUGGUGAAGGAUGUAGCAUUUACCAUAUCACAGGCAAUAGAACCUGUAGAGAAGGGCGUAAACAAGAUACAGGAAACCUUUCAUCACAUUUCCUUGGGGCCCGAAAAUGAGAAAGAGCCCAAAAUUGAGUUUGAUGAGCACAUUACGGAGAAUGUUGUGGACGGUAAAUGUAGUAUGGUCAGUUCCGAUACAAGAGUUGAAGCUGAAAAUUUGAGGAGAUGAUAAGCGCUGCUGAGCCUUCUCUUCUGGGAGACUUUGCGCAGAUUUGAAGACAAAAGGAGAAAAGAAUAAAUGCUCGGCGCGCAGACUUUGACUAGACCUUUAUGCUGAUA